This is a messenger RNA of Heterocephalus glaber (naked mole-rat), 1959 nucleotides long. The record is from RefSeq and is a predicted model, not a curated record. Lineage: Eukaryota; Metazoa; Chordata; Mammalia; Rodentia; Bathyergidae.
GGCCUGGAGCCCGUGGCCUGCGCAGGUGUAGCAGCUGCUGACUCCCGAUGGCGUGGGCCAAGACAAAGCUGGCCGGCCCGGAGGCUGCAGCGGCGCGUGGCCAUGGUGGAGUGUGAGGACAGCCACGGGAACACGCCGCUGUCGGAGGCAGCCGCGGGUGGGCAGCCCCUGGCCAUCCAGCUUCUGGCCGAGCUCGGCGCCAGCACCAAUAGCAAGGGCGCCUUUGGUCGGACGCCGCUGUACCGGGCAGCCUUUGGGGGCCACCUGGAAGCCGUGGAGGUGCUUCUGAAGCUCGGAGCAGACACCCGCGUGUACGCGGAAGAUGGGAGCACCCCCGCGCAGGUGGCCUCCCUGGAUGCAGUGGCCAGUGUGCUACAGUCCUGGGACCUCAGCCUCACUGAAGCCAUGCUGCAGAACAUGGAGGCUGAGUGGCAGUGCCAGGCCCAGGAAGCCCAGCAGCAGCAGGCUGCAGAGACUAACUGCUUGGCCCUCAAAGUGCAGCAGCUGGCCAGGGAGCAGCAGCAAUGUCACGAGGCGGUGGCCUCUUGUCAUAGACCCUUCAGGCCAAGCAGCCACCUUCCUGCGCUACCAGGACACCAACUAUACAGAUACCAUGAACCCAGAGCACCUGAGACUAUCCGGAUGGCGCUGCUGGGGGCACUGAGUGCUUGCAGGUAUGGGAAGCUGCUGGUGUUUGACUUUCGAGAGGUGGACCUGUUUCCUGUGGUGAAGCGGCAGCUGGAGGCCGUGCAGCCAGGCCUGGCUCAGGCACUGCUGAGCCAUGGGCUCCUAGCACAAGAGCGGUGCAGUGGCUGCCAACUGAGCAACUCCAAGUCCUGCUCCCUGUGCAGCUGCCCAGCAGAGGUCUCUAGUGCUGCCCCCAAUAAAGCACACACUGCAUCCCUGACUGCACCAGUCCAGACCCUGACUACUAGAUAUUGGAUCCCAGGGCCUGGCAGGGGAACCCUGCUAGGGAAAGGCCAAAGAUUGGGAGCCAGCCUGGUGGAACCAAUGGAUGGACAGACAGGUACCGGGGAUUGAACUCAGGACCUUGUGCUUGUGAGGCAGGUGCAGCACCACUGAGCUAAAUCCUCGACCCAAAGAAGACAAUUUCUGAAGACGAGAGAAUUAGCUUCUUAAUACCAAAUACAUGAAAAAGCAAAGUGGAAAGUUUUCUUGGGACAUGUGCACUGACCCAGACUGCUCAAGGACCUGAGGGUGUUUAGAUGGGUGUGAGCCCCACUGCCACCCUGUGUGGACACAGACCAAGGAACAGAAGGCUAGCAACUGGCCAAGGCCCAGAGGUAAGAGAGAGACCCCUUUCUCCAAACUGCAGGAGCCCUGAAAACAUUCAGAUCCCGGACCACAGGCCAGGAGAAUCCUAACCAGUACCCCUGCUUCCCAGAGCACCAGGUGACAUGGUAUAUAGUUGCAAACAUGCCAUGGGGUAGAGAGAUGCUAACAGACAAGUGUCUGAGUUUAAGAAGAAUGAGAAGUGGGUAAGGAGUCACAAACAUCUCAUCUCCAGAGGGUCCAGGAGCCAAUGGGCCUGUGGAGAUAAGGAAAUGCUAGGGACCCAGACCCUGUUGCAUAGUUCUGAUGGAUAACUCAUUCUUCUCCCCAGUGCCCACUGAUAGGCACACGAAGGGGAGGACAACACUCCAAGAAACUCCAAGAAGCGCCCGUUCCAACAAAUUCUUACAGCCACAAACUGAGAAGGCCUCAAUUUUAAAACUGUUAACACCACUGCUGGCCAUAGCCCCAGUGCUAGGAAGGAGGCUCCCGUCAUUGCUUGGACGCAGGGCUGCUGCCCAGAAACAGCAAAGCCAGCUGGCCAAGAUUAAUGGGAACUGAUAAGAAAACCAGGGCAAGCUAGGGAUAUGCUGGAGGAAAAUUAAUUUGUAUUUGAAAUAGGAAAAAAGGUCCAAAGACAAGGGGUGAAGGGAGGGGAAGGGGAAA